GGCGGCCUCUUGCACCACGUUAACAUAAUAAAUUUCCCGCUGUUUUAAUUUAUGCGUGACGUCAUUUCCGCCUCCCUCUUUCCCCGUACCGCGCCAUCAUGGGUCGCAUGCACGCUCCCGGAAAGGGCCUGUCUCAGUCAGCGCUGCCCUAUCGCCGGAGUGUGCCAACAUGGCUCAAGCUGACUUCCGAUGACGUCAAGGAGCAGAUCUUUAAGUUGGCCAAGAAGGGCCUCACGCCAUCUCAGAUCGGCGUGAUCCUCAGGGACUCGCACGGAGUGGCCCAGGUGCGCUUCGUCACUGGCAACAAAAUCCUGCGAAUCCUCAAGUCGAAGGGCCUGGCCCCUGACCUCCCCGAGGACCUGUACCAUCUCAUUAAGAAGGCCGUGGCCGUGCGCAAGCAUCUGGAGCGCAGCCGCAAGGAUAAGGAUGGCAAGUUCCGGCUGAUUCUGAUUGAAAGCAGGAUCCACAGGCUGGCACGCUAUUACAAAACCAAGCGUGUUCUGCCGCCCAACUGGAAGUAUGAGUCAUCCACGGCUUCUGCUCUGGUCGCCUGAGUCAGGAAUUUGUUUCAAUAAAGCAUUUGGCUCACAAGAUCACACCA
Messenger RNA from Petromyzon marinus (sea lamprey), 601 nucleotides. RefSeq names its product ribosomal protein S13 (gene RPS13). Gene Ontology annotation, molecular function: small ribosomal subunit rRNA binding; structural constituent of ribosome. Gene Ontology annotation, cellular component: ribosome; cytosolic small ribosomal subunit; nucleolus. Lineage: Eukaryota; Metazoa; Chordata; Hyperoartia; Petromyzontiformes; Petromyzontidae. The record is from RefSeq and is a predicted model, not a curated record. Gene Ontology annotation, biological process: translation.